This is a messenger RNA of Lizanozyma spartinae, 1812 nucleotides long. RefSeq names its product kleisin alpha (gene MCD1). The transcript has a single exon. Gene Ontology annotation, cellular component: cohesin complex; synaptonemal complex. Gene Ontology annotation, molecular function: chromatin binding; protein binding. NCBI's taxonomy places the organism in Eukaryota, Fungi, Ascomycota, Pichiomycetes, Serinales, Debaryomycetaceae. The record is from RefSeq and is a predicted model, not a curated record. Bases 1 to 1812 code for a protein of 603 amino acids. Gene Ontology annotation, biological process: synaptonemal complex assembly; mitotic sister chromatid cohesion; replication-born double-strand break repair via sister chromatid exchange.
AUGACAGAUAUCAUCACCAAUAAAGGACCAUUGGGUUACGUGUGGAUGGCUUCAACUUAUGAUAGGAAGCUCACCAGGAACCAACUACUAAACACUGAUCUUGUUCAAUAUAGUAACUUGAUAUCCCACUAUCGUAUUGGUGGCAACAACAGUAAUAAUAGUGCGGAAACAACUCCUGAUACAACUAUAACUACAACCACUACCAAUAAUAAUAAAUCCAUAACCCUUAGAUAUUCAGCUCAAUUGCUUUAUGGGGUCUCCAAGAUAUACAAUAGAAAGACCAAGUAUUUGCUUGAAGACUCUAAUGAAACAUUAACAAAGUUGAAACAUAGUUUAUAUGCCUCAGGAGCCAUUUCAGAAAACGCCAACUCCGUUAACGUUGAUCCUCAUAAAACAAUAGUAUCUGAUCUUAAGAGUCUUAUGCUUGAAGACCAAGUUACAAAGUUUGAUUUGCUUUAUCAAGAAGACUUGAACUUGGAUGAACAGGAUAGUGACGAUCAAUCAGCACAAACAAUAUUUCAACAAUUGGCUGCUAGACAGUUGGCCAACCCUAAUGAAUCUACCUUUGAUGAUUCAAUUGAAUAUGGAAGAAACUCUCCACUUAUAGGAGAUAGACAAGAUGAAAGCAACAUCAGUGACUUGGAAAUGGCUGACAAUGAAGCAGAAGAAGCAGAAGAAGCAGAAGACGAUGAGGAUUUAGAAUUGAACUUUGAAAGUAAUGAUAUGGCUGAUCGUUCAAUAGAAAUCGGAAGAGAUGCCCCACGUUCACCUCUAGCAGCAUUGGAGAACGAUGAUACUUCUAUAAUUGCUGGCUUGAAAGAAAGAGAGUUUGAUUUUGGAGGUUUUGAUCAACCUUUACAAACUCUUAGUGACAUUGAAGAUAAUGAUUUCCCUGCAUCUACUUCUGAUAAUGAACAACAGUUAGAUGAUUUUGGACGUCCAAUUUCAGCAGCAGUUGUUCUGCCACCUGCAUCCAAUAGACAAUCAACUAAUACCAAGAGAAGAAGAACAGGAAUCACUGAGCAAGGAGAAAUCAUUCUCAAUAAUAGAAAAUUGGUAGUGGAUGAUAUUGACCAAUUAGAAGGAAUCCCAUUCAACGCCCUUCGAGAAAACCAAGCAAGAAUAAUGCAUUCCACCAGAUUCUUAACCCUUGAAUUAUCUGAAACUCAAAAGUUGCAAUUGAUCUAUGAACUUUCUGCUCCACCUAGUAAGAAGAGAAAACUUUGGGAUGUUGAUUCUGAAUUGCAAGAUGCUUGUAUAAAAUUGGCACAACAAGAAGAGAAACAAAUGAGACAACAACAUGAAUUGCAAUUUAGAAGUUUUGAUGACUUUAAUGAUUUUGGAGAUUUUGGGGGGGCCGAUUUAUCACUACCAGAAUUGGAUUCUGACAUUUCUCGUGAUUCAGAUUCAGACAGUGAAUUACAUCUGCUUUAUGGGAAACAAACAGAUAGGGAGAAUUCAAUCAUAGAUAUUGAAGAAACCAAUGCUCAAUCAAGUAUUCAGAUUGCAGAACAAUUGAGAGAGAUCUUCAAGGACAAUCAAGAAACCAAUUUAACACAAUUAAUUGCUCUGGAUAAUCAGAUUCACGCCAUAAACCCUGAAAGGUUCCCCUUAUGGCAAUCCAAGAAUUUAAAUUCUGAGUUAAUACCUCCACCUAACAAUACUAGAAGAGAGGCCGUCAGAUGUUUAUUUGAAGUGUUAGUUUUAGCCACUAAUGAUUGUGUUAGUAUUGAGCAAGACAAUGAAGCCUAUAAGCUUCAAAAGGACUUUAUCAUAAAACCCAAAGACACCUUAUAUAGUAAAUUUCUUUGA